CUCGCUGACGCUGCGCUUCACGAACGACGUGUAAGUGCCGAGCCCCAGUAUGGGGACUUGGCGUGGAUCCCACCGACACCCGAUGACGUCGAGAGACUCUUCUCGCAGGCGGGGAUGGUGUACAGUGACCAGCGGAUGUCGAUGCUGCCGGAUACGUUGGAACUUAUCCUUUUUCUGCGCUUCAACCGCUCGCUCUGGAACGAAGUCUCCGUCGCUCAAGUGCUU
Molecule: messenger RNA, 225 nt
Organism: Phytophthora sojae
Lineage: Eukaryota; Oomycota; Peronosporomycetes; Peronosporales; Peronosporaceae
Exons: 1
Molecular function (GO): protein dimerization activity
Source: RefSeq, a predicted model, not a curated record